AUGUCGGUCAUUAACACGGUGCCGCGUCUCGUCGCGUGCAAGGAGAAGCUCGAUGGCAUCCUGGUAUACAAAGGAAGCGACGAGAUUCUGCUCUCCAAGCUGAUCCUUGAUCCAACGCACUCGAUCCUUAAGCAGUCGUUUGAUUCGCGACUACGACUGGACACGCGACGGGGCCAGAACAACGCCGACGGCUUUGGUAUUGGUUUCUACACAGACCCCAAGUUGGGUUCCGCACCAUGUCUGUUCACAUCGACGACACCCGCAUGGAACUGCGCAAACCUUCAGCGAAUCGCUUCCAAAACUGCUUCGCGACUCAUCUUUGCCCACGUCCGCGCCACGACCGAAGGGUCUACAAACGAGGACAACUGCCACCCCUUCACCCAUGGCAGCCUAAUGUGGAUGCACAAUGGCGGCCUCGGUGGCUGGAAGUUUAUCAAACGCCGGCUGGGUAGCCAACUAGCAGACAAGUGGUACUUGGGGGUCCAGGGCGGGACUGAUAGCGAGUGGGCGUUUGCCCUCUUCCUCGAUACUCUCGAACGCCUCGGCCACAAUCCCAGUGCUUGCCCUCCCACCGGUUUCGGCCCAACUAUUCUGCGCAAAGCUGUCGAGCAAACCAUUGCCAAAAUCAACGAGCUCACCGACUCGAUACCAAAAGAGAUUCUCGAGAGCGAAGAUGUCGACACGCGCAGUCUGCUCAACUUUGCCGUCACAGAUGGUCACAGCACUAUCUGCACCAGAUACAUCAGCAGCGCGCGCGACGAAGCCGCUAGUUUGUACUACUCGUCAGGAACGCGCUGGGAAACGAGGACGGGUGCAGUCGACGAUAGACAAUACCAGAUGGAGCGCCAGGACAAGGGUGCCGACAUUGUCCUGGUAGCUAAAAACUGGGUCAAUCUGCCUACCAACUCGACUCUAACUAUUCACCGGCAGACUGUCAUGGUACAUCCAAUUCUUGACAAGUACUACGAGCGGGAUCCUUAUCAUGUGCGCUCCAGCGCAUUUGUGCAUACGCAAGGGCUUGUGUCCAACGAAAAGCCCCCAAGCGGCUCGCUCAGUUCCGGCAGCGACGCACCUUCGUCCAGCAUCUUCGAGAACAUCAAGAGCAUCGGCCAGUCGUCGCUAUCCCGGAGCAUCAGCCCAGACUUUGCGCGCGUAUCCUUGACCCCUACAAGCGGCCGACCUCUUCUCACUACACACCGAAGCAAACCUUGCUCGUGA
This is a messenger RNA of Cordyceps militaris CM01, 1218 nucleotides long. RefSeq names its product Glutamine amidotransferase, type II. The transcript is spliced from 4 exons. The record is from RefSeq and is a predicted model, not a curated record. Lineage: Eukaryota; Fungi; Ascomycota; Sordariomycetes; Hypocreales; Cordycipitaceae. The coding region runs from base 1 to 1218 and encodes 405 amino acids.